AUGGACAUGGACAUGGACAUGCCAGCAGUCUUUUCAACCUCAACUCAAAUCACAAUCCUCUUCACAGGUUGGACAACCUCAACCACGACCCAAUAUGUCUUCACAUUAACCUUCCUCUUCCUCCUCGCCAUUUUCAACCGUUUCCUCGGCGCUCUCAAAUUCCAGCUCGAAAAAUCCUGGUCUCGAUAUACGACCCCUCAAACUCUCCUUCUCGCUCCAGUCAAUACAAAAAACAUACGCAAAGCAAAGCUCAGUCCUAUUCCGGACUACAUUCGUGUGCACGGGGACGAGUCCGAGGAAGAGACGUUACCAACUUCAAAUGUCAAUGAAACAAGCACGUCAAUAAGGAACUUCAAAAGAGAUGCCCGGAAUAAAUCAUUGAAACGACUGCUUCCGUCGUGGAAGGCCAGUGGAACAUGGAGUCUUCGGAAAGAUGGGACUCGUGCGUUGCUUGAGUGUGUUAGGGCUUUGAUUGGAUAUUUCUUGUGA
Molecule: messenger RNA, 489 nt
Organism: Penicillium griseofulvum
Lineage: Eukaryota; Fungi; Ascomycota; Eurotiomycetes; Eurotiales; Aspergillaceae
Product: copper transporter family protein
Exons: 1
Coding region: 1-489 (162 amino acids)
Biological process (GO): intracellular copper ion homeostasis; copper ion transmembrane transport
Cellular component (GO): plasma membrane
Molecular function (GO): copper ion transmembrane transporter activity
Source: RefSeq, a predicted model, not a curated record